Molecule: messenger RNA, 769 nt
Organism: Pangasianodon hypophthalmus (striped catfish)
Lineage: Eukaryota; Metazoa; Chordata; Actinopteri; Siluriformes; Pangasiidae
Product: small integral membrane protein 11
Exons: 3
Coding region: 130-348 (72 amino acids)
Source: RefSeq, a predicted model, not a curated record
CGCUCAGGGGCGGGACAUGAGCUGUGUGCGGGAACAACCAAUGGUGCGGGGAGAACACAGCUUCGAGUUAGCUAAAAAUGGAGUAUGAUUGCUCCAGCUCGACUUAUUAGAGAUUUUCUGAAGACCUGAAUGCAAAGAACGAAAAUGAUAAACUGGCGGGCUUUAGACAACGUUCCCUUGCUGUUCUACAUUCUGGCAGCCAAGACUCUUCUCUUGUGUCUUGCUUUUGCUGGAGCUAAACUGUAUCAGCAGAAGAAGGCCCAAGCAGCACUGAAACAGCAGUUGGAGAUGAAGAGAAAACUUGCACAGGAAACACAAGAACUUAUUGACAACAAGAAGGAUGACUGAACAUCUUGGUGUGCUAGAGAAAGCAGGAUAAACAAAAGAUGUACUGCCACACCCUCACACAGAAGUAUUGGUGCCAUUGACAAAUCUGCUGACUCGGCUACAGGUGGAGCUGUUUCCUUUGUUUACCUGGAGCUAAUCAAUGUUGCCUGCUACCUUUUUAUUCUACACUCUUAUUUAUUACUCUGUGAAGCCUGUUUAUAAGUAAUAAAAUAAAUAAAUGGAUAACUUAGGACCAUUUUACAUACUUUGUUUGCUUAAAAGUCUGAAAUGAAAUGCAGUCUUAGAUGUUUAAUGUUCAUGUAAAUAAAUGAAUAGUAAUGGUUUCCAACAUUUUGAGGAAGGGAUACAUCCACUGGAGUUAAAGUAAUACAAAGCAAUAAAUACUGCUCACUCUGCUCAAAUAAAGUUUUCCAUUUACAUA